UGAACAGUUGAAAUUUAGUAAAUCAAAAUGGAGACCACUGAUCCUUAUCUUGGACAAGUAAUGAAUACGACAAGUAAUUUGAUUGACACAGAAAAUCAGAGUAACAAAACAUUUUACAUGAUGACCAGUGAAGAACAAAUAAGUCACCAAAUAGCCGCCAUUUUUAACAGUUACGUCUUGCCUACAGAAAUUUUCGUCGGGCUGGUCGCAAAUGUUGUCUCGAUUUUGAUCUUCUUCGGAAAAGAAUUAAGAAAAAUGUCUUCAAGUGUUUAUGUUCUUGCUGUAUUGUUUGCAGAUACUGGAUUUCUGUUAUCUUUAAUAUUCGUAUGGCUGGAAGUUCUUGGCUAUAGAAUCAACCACAUGUCUGGAAUGUGCCAGUUUUGGGUUUACUGGACUUACGUGUGUAGCUACCUGUCUGUCUGGUACAUGGUGUGCAUUACGGUGGAGAACUAUAUUACGAUUUGUCAUCCGACCAGAAUAAAAGACAUGUGUACGCCAAAACGUGCGCGCAUCGUAACCGUAGCACUUGCAGUAGGGCCAGCUCUCCUGUACAGUGUUAGUUUGUUCAGCACGGACGCACUUUACCAUCCAGGAACCAAACAAGACGUGUGCAACAGCAAGCCAGAGUUCGCUCUAAUGAAUGGCAUAGUUGCUUAUAUCGACUCCAUUUUAACUCUGCUGGUUCCUUCCCUUGCCAUGACUCUGUUGCUUAUAGCCAUAGUUAUCGCCAUUGUUCAUUCUAUCCGCAUUAAAAGAAAACGACUUUUAAAGGGUUCGAAGAAGCAGAAGAACAAAAUGGUGAAAUGUCCACAGGUUCGCGUGGCUAAAAUGUUAUUUGCCCUGUCAGUGACCUAUUUGAUAUUGAACCUGCCUAUACACGUUAUUAGAUUAUAUUAUUUGUUGCGACCUUCACAGUAUAACGAAGCCCAUUCUAUGAGCAAACAUGAAGGCAUGAUACAAUUGGUAUUCCUGCAUUUGUCCUAUAUUAGCUGCUCUAUCAAGUUUUUCUUACUAUGUGCUUUUAGUGCCAACUUUAGAAAACGUAUCAGAGAAUGCUUAAGCUGUUUUCCGUAUUCACCGGUUUCUAACGGAUUCGCAACGAAUGUUUAAAUGAUGAUGACAAAGGGGUGUUUACGGUGUUUACUCGUCUAUAUGUUAUUCUAAACUCCUGAUCACCAGUAGUUUUUUUGUGGUUGUCGUCAUGGUUCACUAGAUACAAUAUUGUCCUGCAAAAGACUGCAUCAUUCGAGAAUAGCAUUUGAAAGGCAAUAGAAUAAUACGAUUUUUGUGUUAAUUAUCUCAUACAGAAAACAGACACUAAGCCUUUUUGUACUCAGUUAUUAUGCACCGAGAUUUGCAUGUCAAACUAAAUCCCCUCGGGCAUAAAAUGGGCGUGAUCUGAAGAUUAAAAUGUUCAUCGAAUAUAGUUUGUUGAAAAUGUCGGUCAAUUAUGUUUAAAGGAUCUUCGCCUCUUCAGUUAAGGUUAAAAUUUGUUACAACAAAUUGGUACCAGCUUUAUGCGUUAAAAUAUUUGUGACGAGACAUUUAGCGAA
Molecule: messenger RNA, 1553 nt
Organism: Patella vulgata (common limpet)
Lineage: Eukaryota; Metazoa; Mollusca; Gastropoda; Patellidae
Product: delta-type opioid receptor-like
Exons: 1
Coding region: 28-1110 (360 amino acids)
Biological process (GO): G protein-coupled receptor signaling pathway
Cellular component (GO): plasma membrane
Molecular function (GO): G protein-coupled receptor activity
Source: RefSeq, a predicted model, not a curated record